CGCUGUCAUGCUCUUCGUGUUUUUGGCGCUGUAGACAGACCUCACGUUGAAGGCUAAAGUCAAGGGGUCUGCUCACAGGGAGUUAACGACUAAGCCACUAGUUAAUCUUCUCCCGCAGUGCAGAAAAAUAAUAAAGCAAAAGUAAUAAAGUUGGAGACCGAACACCGGUCUUCAAAGCCGCAGAGUAGCACAGUGUGAAGACAGGGGGACUCCAAGGAAACGCGUUGUCUGCUGCUAUGGACCUUACAAAGUUUUCCAAGAAGCUGUGGUGUGUGCGCCAACAGCUCAUUCUGAUUCUUGCUCCGCUUCUGUUGCUUCCUCUGCUCUUCGUUGUGCCGCCAAAGGAGGGGAAAUGUCUGUAUGUGGUGCUGCUGAUGGCAGUGUAUUGGUGUACUGAGGCUCUCCCUUUGGCCGUAACUGCCAUGCUUCCCGUCUGCCUCUUUCCCACAAUGGGAAUCCUGUCUUCUAAGAAGGUCUGUCCGCAGUACUUUCUUGAGACUAACUUCCUGUUCCUCAGCGGCUUAGUGAUGGCAUCCGCUAUAGAGGAAUGGGGCCUUCAUCGGCGUAUUGCCCUCAAGGUCUUGAAGAUUGUGGGAGUGAAACCUGCCUGGCUGAUUUUGGGGAUGAUGAUAACUUCCUCUUUCCUGUCAAUGUGGUUGAGCAAUACAGCCACAACAGCCAUGAUGCUGCCCAUUGCUAACGCCAUACUGGAAAGUCUGUUCGGGAAUCUUGAAACUUUAAAAGAGAAAUGCAAAGUCAAGAGAGACUUAGAAGGUGAAGAUUCUCAGGUGAAGAUGUAUGUGCUGCCCUCUGAGAAACAGAUACUGACCACGGGGGACAGGCCUGAUGUGACGGACAGGUCAGAUCAACAAAAUCUGGAAGAGGUCAGAAGAGAGGCAGAAUAUCAGAUAAAAGUGUGGAAAGGAUUUCUUAUCUCUAUACCUUAUGCUGCAAGCAUUGGAGGAACAGCCACCCUCACAGGCACUGCUCCGAACCUGAUCCUGGUGGGACAGCUAAAGAGCUCCUUCCCUGAAUGCGACCUCAUAAACUUCGGCUCAUGGUUUGUCUUCGCCUUCCCCCUCAUGUUCCUUUUCCUCAUUCUGGGUUGGAUCUGGAUCUCUUUCCUCUACGGGGGGCUCAAUACAAGGCUGUGUGUUAAUAAACAUGACGAACGUGAGGCCGCAGAAGCAAAAGCCAAAGCAGUUAUCGAUGAGGACUACAAAAAACUGGGCCCAAUAAAGUUUGCAGAAGGAUCCAUCGCUUUCUUUUUCAUUCUUUUUGCCGUUCUACUGUUUACCCGAGAUCCAAAAUUUGUAACAGGAUGGUCGGUUUUCUUCAACAAAGGCUAUGUAUCUGAUGCUGUUACUGGAGUAAUAAUCAUCUCCAUCCUCUUCUUCUUUCCAUCUCAGCGUCCAUCUCUCCGUUGGUGGUUCGAUCCGAGAGCCUCAAACACCGCGUAUGUGCCUCUGUUGUCAUGGAGAAAAGCUCAGGAGUGUGUACCGUGGAAUAUUAUUUUGCUGCUGGGUGGCGGCUUUGCAAUGGCCAAAGGCUGCGAGGAGUCAGGGUUAGCGUUGUGGAUAGGAAGCUAUUUGCAGCCUCUCGCGCAAGUCCCUCCUCCAGUCGCUGUCAUUCUCAUCACGGCCUUCAUCGCCUGCUUCACUGAGAUUGCCAGUAACACGGCCACCAUCAUCAUCUUCCUUCCUGUCAUUGCUGAGCUGGCCAUCCGUGUGAAAGUCAAUCCACUGUACUUCAUGAUUCCAGCAACGACGGGAUGCUCAUAUGCUUUUAUGCUUCCUGUUUCCACACCACCCAACUCAAUCGCGUUUGCCUCGGGACAUCUGCUGGUUAGAGAUAUGGUGAAAACUGGAUUUGUGAUGAACAUUCUGGGAAUUAUGUGUGUGGCUCUGGCAAUUAACACAUGGGGUCUUCAGAUGUUUAGUUUAAACACGUAUCCUGAUUGGGCGAGACCUUUAAACCCUACGUCAGCAGCAGUGCCUACACAUACCAUAUUAGCUAUGAAUAUGACAGGCUAGAGAACCCCCCCC
Triplophysa rosa is the source of this 2045-nucleotide messenger RNA. RefSeq names its product solute carrier family 13 member 3 (gene slc13a3). The coding region runs from base 237 to 2033 and encodes 598 amino acids. NCBI's taxonomy places the organism in Eukaryota, Metazoa, Chordata, Actinopteri, Cypriniformes, Nemacheilidae. The record is from RefSeq and is a predicted model, not a curated record. The transcript has 13 exons. Gene Ontology annotation, molecular function: succinate transmembrane transporter activity; sodium:dicarboxylate symporter activity; citrate transmembrane transporter activity. Gene Ontology annotation, cellular component: membrane. Gene Ontology annotation, biological process: citrate transport; monoatomic anion transmembrane transport.